Acomys russatus (golden spiny mouse) is the source of this 1371-nucleotide messenger RNA. RefSeq names its product pseudouridine synthase 1 (gene Pus1). Gene Ontology annotation, cellular component: nucleus. Gene Ontology annotation, biological process: tRNA pseudouridine synthesis; mRNA pseudouridine synthesis. The transcript has 6 exons. The record is from RefSeq and is a predicted model, not a curated record. Bases 140 to 1318 code for a protein of 392 amino acids. Gene Ontology annotation, molecular function: RNA binding; pseudouridine synthase activity. NCBI's taxonomy places the organism in Eukaryota, Metazoa, Chordata, Mammalia, Rodentia, Muridae.
AAGCCCCACCCCCUGGGUCCACCCCGCUAGGCGCGUCCCAGAAAGACUUUUGUCCGCCUCCGGCCGCCUUCCAACGCCUGCCCGCUUCCGCCUUCGUCCACGUGGUCGGCUUCGGGGGCCCGCGGCGCCCCUGCCCCCUAUGGCUGGAAACAAGGUGCCACCAGCGCUGGCUUCACACCAAGACAGGAAGGUCCGAGGUGGCUGGGUCUGGGAGGAGACGGAGCAUCCUCCCAAGAGGAUCAAGGGCGGCGAGGAUGAAGAGCCUCCACGCAAGCUGCCAAAGCGCAAAAUUGUGCUGCUCAUGGCCUACUCGGGCAAGGGCUACCACGGCAUGCAGAGGAAUCUGGGGUCCUCCCAGUUCAGGACCAUCGAAGAUGACUUGGUGUCUGCCCUGGUCCAGGCAGGUUGUAUCCCUGAAAACCAUGGCACCGAUAUGAGGAAGAUGUCCUUCCAGCGAUGUGCUCGCACAGACAAGGGUGUGUCUGCAGCUGGGCAGGUAGUGUCCCUAAAGGUGUGGCUCAUUGAUGACAUUCUGGACAAGAUCAACAGCCACCUUCCCUCCCACAUUCGGAUUCUGGGAUUGAAGAGGGUCACAGGCGGGUUCAACUCCAAGAACAAGUGUGACGCCCGGACCUACUGCUACAUGCUGCCCACCUUUGCUUUUGCCCACAAGGACCGGGACGCGCAGGAUGAGAGCUACCGCCUGAGCGCGGAGACCUUGCAGCAGGUCAACCGGCUUCUGGCCUGCUACAGGGGCACCCACAACUUCCACAACUUCACCUCGCAGAAGGGGCCGAGAGAGCCCAGCGCACGCCGCUACAUCCUGGAGAUGCACUGCGGGGAGCCCUUCGUGCGUGAGGGCCUGGAGUUCGCUGUGAUCACGGUGAAGGGCCAGAGCUUCAUGAUGCACCAGAUCCGGAAGAUGGUGGGCCUGGCGGUGGCCAUCGUGAAGGGCUACGCCCCUGAGAGCGUGCUGGAGCGCAGCUGGGGCGAGGAGAAGGUGGACGUGCCCAAGGCCCCCGGGCUGGGCCUCGUCCUGGAGAGGGUGCACUUUGAGAAGUACAAUCAGCGCUUCGGCGGGGAUGGCCUGCACGAGCCCCUGGACUGGGCGCAGGAGGAGGGCAAGGUGGCUGCUUUCAAGGAGCAGCACAUCUAUCCCACCAUUGUCAGCACGGAGAGGGACGAGCGGUCCAUGGCCCAGUGGCUGAGCACUCUGCAGGUCCACAACUUCAGCGCCACUGCGCUUGGAGCCGCUGGCACGGCUGCCAAGGUCCCCAGUUCCUUGGAGGGCAGCGAAGGGGACGGAGACACUGACUGAGACUGUAGGUACUGCCGCUGCUGUGAGUGCUGAGGCUAUAAGCUCUGUGCGGG